CACAUCUCAACACUUCGCUCACUCAGAUUGGACUUCACUCAUCCUGGCCAGAAUCACCAGGCACACCAGGGUGACCACUGACCAUUGACCACUGACCAGGGUAGCUUCAGCACUAGCCCUUCACCUCCCAGCCGGCUUCGAGCCUCGUCACCCAAUCGUCGCUCCUGCUCCCACCUUUUCCAUCACACCAUCGGCUGCCUUUCCUAUCCUUUCGCUCCUCUGUUGCUCCGACUCAGGGCUUCUAGCCAGAGCGGCCUUGAUCCCGUGCCUACUGCGCCCUACCUGUGUCGGGUCACUUGCGGUCGAGAACAGCUUGACUGAAGGCUUGCGUGGGGGCCAUUGGCUGCCGGUCCCUCAGCAGUGACACAUUUUGACAGUAAUGAGGACUUCUCCAGACUGUGACACCUCAUGGUGAGAUCAUGACUGGCAGAAAGCACAUGAAGAGAAAAAGUCGGCAUCGCACCAAUGGGAAAGAGCAGCACACAAAAUAUGCUUGUUUCUCUACACGAGUCAAGGAGCUCGAAAACAAUGCGUUGAAGAUCCCACGAGUCUAAUGCCGUACUACUGCAUCUGCCCGGUGGAGUUCUGGGACGAGCGAUGUGUUGGGUAAGCGAGCCCUUCUGGGACAAUUCCCCCGCUUGAUCUGUGCGGAAUACAGUACCUACAGCAGAACAAAAAUGCCAAAAUCCGUACACUGGUAAUUGCACGGUCGACCGCAUGGCGUUCUGUUGUCUGUGCGUGGGACAUGAAUCAUGGCUCUGGUAACGCUCGCCGUGGUUCUUUCCUGAAGACUGGUACCGCUCGGAUACACCCGCCAUUCACGCCUUCACAACCAAACCGACCGUAGCUCUCAAGUUCCACGGCGUUAUUUCGAGCUUCUGCCGGUACGGGUCACCUCGUGACUACAAGUACGUCUGGAAACGGGUCCAGGCCGCACAGAGGUGAUGCCUUGAUGCCUGAUGGCUUGAUCGGCUGCCACCACUUUGCUUCCUUGAUUAGCAGAAGCAGGUGAGUCAGCCAUUCAGAGGUCGGAAUUCAUCGGGGGUUGGCCUCCAUCCCUGGAGAUCUCCCAAUCCGACCAGAACACCAAGUGGCUUGACAUGGGGACAUGUGUGCAGGGGGAGUAUGCAGCCUGUUCGAGGUCGGCGCUAACCGUCCUGCCUUUAAGUACUCGUCGAAGCUGUCAGGUCCUAAUCUUAGCUCCGAAGCGCCAGCCCACAUUUUCACGUCCAAUCAUCGCUUCAGUCUCCCACACUUCAUGCUCAUUCAUUCUGCCAUGCGAUGCACACUAUCGCCCUGCCGAAUGGAAGGAGAAUUGUCGACUUACCUUUGCAACGACCCAUUCGACCAGCCUGCUCAUUGUUCAAUCAUGCAAAUGACCUGCCUCCACUAUCCCAUCCACCAAUCCACGAGGAGCGCCUUCAGACGCAGACGCGAUAUUCAUAGAUACAGCUCCUCCAGCAUGUAUCGUCUCUUUCUCUCAUUCGCUCUCCAGGCAGAGAAUUGUUUCUUACCAUCUGGAUCUUGCUCGAAACGAUUCGGAACCUCGUCCUGACCUGCAUAUCAUUACCCUCCACGAUCCAAAUAUAGAUCACUGGACAUUGAGAUAGUUCUUGAGCCUUCUCAUAAACAACAUCCUCAGCCAAUGUCACCGUGAGUCCCUUCAAGGCAGACCGUUGCCCUCGCUGUUGCUCCUUCACCUCGUCGACGGUAUCUCCCAGACGUGCGAACACUGCUGGACAGUAUUCGCGACCACUCCCUAGUAAUAAUAUUCAGCAGCGCAGGCCAGGUUUGUUUGUCCUGUCCUUGCCGUCCUUGAUACCAGCAUCCAAUCUUGAAGCUGCUCGCGAAACGACAGUUGUACAGUCCGAUAGAUUCCACGACACACUCAACCAUGGCCCCGUCGAAGGAGAAGAAGGCUACAGCUGUGGCCAAAGAGUCACCAGCCACGAGUAUGAAGUCCUCCAAGAUGCACCGGAGGUCAAGAUCGGGUCGGUAUCCCAUGCAAAAGACCUUCUGCAAGACGUCUCUGCUAAACUUGCGCAAGGCUGCUUUACAUGUCGGUUAAGACGGAAGAAAUGCGACGAGGCAAAACCCAAGUGCAAAGCAUGUCGACAUCUGGGCCUCGACUGCGAAUACAAGCGACCUCACUGGUGGAGCAACAAUGAGACCCGACGGAAACACAAGGAGUUCAUCAAGUCCAUCAUCAAACGGACCAAGACAAACGAGAAGAACCUAGCUGCUCAAAGUAACUACGCGACGAGAGGGUCUUCGACUGACUCGCAAGAUGACUAUGAUGCCGACUUCGAUCCUUCUUUUGCGACAACCCCGGGUCUUUUCACACCUUAUGCUCCAGACAUGUACAUGACCCACGACCCAUACAGUCAAGGCUUCCCUUGGGAAGUGGACGUAAAGACGGAGAUGCACACAUACGUGAACGACGAACUCACUCGCCGAGACUCUUCGAUAUCAACCUUCAGCACCUGGGUUCCCCCACCGCCUCAUGCCAUGCUACCUUCCUAUACCGGCGAUGACUUUGUCCAGCCAGAGUUGUAUGAGCACAAGCAAGAUUCCUGGGUUGGAGAAGACCCUGUUGGAUUCAACUUUUUCGACUUCAAUCACGUCGGUCAACAACCCGGACCUCAGUGCUCGAUGAUCCACCUCGAAGACUGUGACCGUCCACUGUUCAACCACUUGCUCGACAAUGUGCUUCCGUUGCUCUUCCCUGUCCUUGAAGCGAACCAACCCGGGUCAGUAAGGGCAGACGUCAUUCUUCCUGCUCUCGAACACAACAAGGCUUACCUGCACUCCUGCCUACUCGCUGCUGCAACGCACAUGAAGGACACCAGAACAGCCUUGGGCACUGCCGUCGACGACGAUCAAAUGCGCCACAAGCUCGCCUUUGUGACAAUUGUAGUUGAAGCCUUGAACGGCGACACUCACCACAGCGAGAUGCUCGACGCUCUGCUCGGCAUGAUCUCGCUGCAAGGUUGCGUCGGCUCUGCUACCGACCUCGAGAAAGAACUAAUCCCAUGGCACCAACACUUCCAGACCGCCGCCGACAUUGUGCAGAAGCUCAACCUCCCCUCUAUCCUCGAAGGAUUGAACGUCACCGGCGGUCACCCACCAUUCAACAUGACCCUGACCGCCUCGAUCGACAUCCUUGGCUCGACGAUGCUCGGCAAAGCACCUCGGUUCUCGAAUACCUACCGAAACAUGUUCUUCGCUCAGGCCAACGCAGGGCUCGAGAAGCUCAUGGGCUGCAACGAUCUAGUCAUGUACCUCUUGUCGGAAGUGGCCUGCCUAGACUCGCUCAAAAUGGAAGGCAGGCUCGACGACAUCGGCAUGUGCAGCCAUAUCACCUCGCUCGCCCAGACUCUGGACCAAAUCGAGCCCACAGAGCUACCGCAAAUACCGUACUCCAAAUCAGGGGUCCUCAAACCGAAACAAUUGACCAAGAACAUUACCGCGGUCUUCCGCAAAGCCGCUCGUGUCUACCUCUGCUCGCUGGUGCCCGAGUACAACCGCUACCAGCCAGCAACGGUCAACCUCAUCUCGCAGAUGGCAGACCUGAUGCAGUACAUCCCUUCCGGACCAAUUGGCUUCGACCGGUGCCUCGUCUGGCCCAUGUUGAUCUGUGGUGUGAAUUCGAUCCCCGCAUCGCCCUUCCGCCGCGUCCUCUCCGAACGAUGCGAAAUGCUCGGCGACGCAGCUGACCACGGAUCGUUCGGCCGCAUGGUCCGCCUACUGCACGAAGUGUGGCGACUCAACGACGACAUGGUCAUCUCCGCUGGCGUAUGCGAAGCCACGCCCGUCACUGCCGGAAGCCCAGGAGGUUCGAUAUCGACGCCGAUCACCGCCGCCGCUACCGGCAAUCCAGGUUCAGCACCAGGCUCUUCUUCGACGACGACAACAACAGUACCAAGGAACCAGAACGUCCACUGGCGGGACGUGAUGCAACAAAACGGAUGGGAUUUCCUCCUGAUGUAGCCAGGACUUGCUUCCGCCCUUUUGAUCCGUGUCUCUUGAUGUGUAUGAAUUCCAGUCUCGAUGGCUGGGUAGUACCGAGAUCACCGUUGGUCAGUGCAAGCAAGCUUCUGGCUACCAGGAUGACGACGCUCUUUUUAUCCGACGCUGUCGGCCUUUAUCAAGGACCGAUUCAUCAUUCGUAUUCACUCAUUAUGACAUACCCAUCUUAUUGUUUAAUCUUUUCUGGAAAAGGGUUAAUCUUACUUUUGCAUCCUGGUCUGGUUACACAAAAGUCGAUUUUUUGUUCCUUGGAAACUGGCGUUUCGAGAAGAGAGCUGGUCUGGACUACUUCACCCCAAUCCUCAGUGCCGCGAGGGCUGGGGAGUGUAGGUGGUAGCGCGGGCGCGAGCUGACCCAAGUCGAUGUCGAUGUCGAUGGAGCUGGGUAUUUGAAGUAUGGACACCAGAACGUUUUGCAUCAGGGAUGUUUUCUAAUUCGAGAUCGACUCAGCUGGGAAGAGAAGGAUAUAUUAUAUUGAUACCCAGGGCUGGAGCUGAGAUCUCCAGGGUUUGCACGAAUCUCCUUUCUUUUUAGGUUGCAUGAUUUGAGUAGGCGGAGUGGGCGCGAGUGGAAGGGUAUACCGAGACGAGAAGGUGAAUGUUCAUGAUGUUGAAAGCACGGAGCAGGAUGAAGAAGGCACAGUUCCGGCAUGCACCACCUCGCCGCUGACAGGUAUGCAAGAACCGCCGUGCCGGGGCGGAGAGAUGAAUAGACGAGGCCACGACUCAAGAGGUAAGGUACGAGACGAGUGGUAAUGGACGGCGACAUAAGGGCAGAGCACAUCGCAUAGACCAUGUGUAUACGAAAUUUGUGGCGAGUCAGGUGCAAGCGAAGGCCCCCUAAUCUGAGCUUUAACUGAAGUCAUUAGUUGGACAUCGCUGAACGCUUCUGAGCACUUCCUGAGGAUCGUAA
Molecule: messenger RNA, 4941 nt
Organism: Exophiala xenobiotica
Lineage: Eukaryota; Fungi; Ascomycota; Eurotiomycetes; Chaetothyriales; Herpotrichiellaceae
Exons: 2
Coding region: 2359-3990 (543 amino acids)
Biological process (GO): positive regulation of transcription by RNA polymerase II
Cellular component (GO): nucleus
Molecular function (GO): zinc ion binding; transcription cis-regulatory region binding; DNA-binding transcription factor activity, RNA polymerase II-specific
Source: RefSeq, a predicted model, not a curated record